AUGAUUUCAUCAACUCAAGACAGAGCCGAGUACUACUGCACCACACACAGCCGCUGCCCGACCACCAAGAACCCCAAUUUCCCCAACUCGCUUGCCAUCCCCUGUCGUCCCUUGCGUGCGGCUCGGUUCCAUCAAGCAGGAGGACAAGAGACACAUAUCGUCGCUGAUGGUACCUGGAGCCAAGCCUCUUUCGCUACGCCUUCCGAUCACCCAGCUCGGUUGUUACCACUGCUGCUGCUACGCCUGACCGCCAUCUCUUCCGAGGAUGGACUCGCGACGCCUUCAUCACGCAAGCUUCCGCCGGUAUUCCAGCUCAAGAAUCAGUCCAAAUCCCACCCGGCCGGAAAGAUUUGA
Molecule: messenger RNA, 354 nt
Organism: Colletotrichum siamense
Lineage: Eukaryota; Fungi; Ascomycota; Sordariomycetes; Glomerellales; Glomerellaceae
Exons: 2
Coding region: 1-354 (117 amino acids)
Source: RefSeq, a predicted model, not a curated record